Messenger RNA from Spinacia oleracea (spinach), 642 nucleotides. RefSeq lists its product as uncharacterized. The record is from RefSeq and is a predicted model, not a curated record. NCBI's taxonomy places the organism in Eukaryota, Viridiplantae, Streptophyta, Magnoliopsida, Caryophyllales, Amaranthaceae. The transcript has a single exon. The coding region runs from base 1 to 642 and encodes 213 amino acids.
AUGGCAGCUAGUUGGGCUGUCAAGUACAUCUGCAGAGCCAAACAAGCUUGUACUGAGUUCACUGGUUCUUCUACUUGGCUCACUUCUGCAAAAUACUACAUUAAAGACAACUACAAGUUGAUGAGAGGUUCUAGAGACAAGAUUAGAUGGAACAUGUUUGUCUGGAACAGAUUUUCUAUGCCCAAACACAGAAUCAUAUGCUGGCUAGCUUUACAAGACAGAUUGAAAACCAAAGCAAGGUUGUUCCCCUUAGGCAUUGGUGUUGAUAACCUGUGUGGCCUUUGUGGCUCACAUCCAGAGAUUGGAGCUCAUUUAUUUUUUGAGUGCAAGUAUAGUAUUGAUUGCUGCACUGCUAUUAUGCACUGGCUAGGUUUUAGAACCUACAGGUCAUCCCUUAUCUCCCUCUUCCAGUGGGUUAGAAGAUAUUGCACUUCUGGGUUCAAAAGAAAAGUCACUUAUGCAGUGAUUACUGGGGUGGUUUACUUCAUCUGGAAAGCUAGGAACUCUUCUAUUUGGAAAGGGUCUGUCCCUACUGUCAAACACACUGUACAACACAUUCAGUUUUGUGUAAAAAAUAGAGUUAGUAAACUCAUAGGAAAGAAGAUUAGCACUAGUGAAGCUCAUUGGUUUGCUAGCUUGUAA